Rotaria sp. Silwood2 is the source of this 633-nucleotide messenger RNA. Lineage: Eukaryota; Metazoa; Rotifera; Eurotatoria; Philodinida; Philodinidae. The record is from the annotation of a GenBank genome assembly.
AUGACAUGGGAACCAACAUCAUCGAAUAUUCAAUCGCCGAGUCAACAGCCCUUUACAUCACGUCAUUACUAUCAACAACAACAUCAACAAAUACCAUCAUUAACAAAUAAUCGAACACAUGCAAACCAAAAUAAUUUUUCAAAUCUUAAACAAAAUCGAAAAAAAAUAAAUGUUAAUGGAAUAAAUACAACAAUUAUUGCUGAUGUUACAACAAAUCUUGUUACAAAUUUAAUAUUAGGUAGUGAUUGGAUCCAAGCAAACAAUGUUUAUAUCCUUACACCUGAACAACGAAUUAUGAUCCGAAGUCGAAUGACACAAUUAUCUUCUACAAUUGGUGUUACCAUACCAUCAAAUUAUUUGAUAGAACGCAUUCCGGAAGGAAAAGCGUGUAAAGCGCUCAUUCCUGCAGAGAAAGGAGCGAAAAAAUCAAAUAAAUUCAGUUGUAACAACAUGCCGACCUCAACAUUACAUGGGAAACAACAUCAAUGUCGUGAAUGUUAUCGAAAUUUUAAUACUGGCAAUGAAUUAUUUAAACACCUUAGAAACAAAUGUUAUUCUGAAGAAAUAAGACAACAAAUAAAUAAAUUAACUGAACAUAUAAGUGAUGAUAAACAACGAGAACAAAUUUUUUAA